Molecule: messenger RNA, 1572 nt
Organism: Vicia villosa (hairy vetch)
Lineage: Eukaryota; Viridiplantae; Streptophyta; Magnoliopsida; Fabales; Fabaceae
Exons: 4
Coding region: 1-1572 (523 amino acids)
Source: RefSeq, a predicted model, not a curated record
AUGAAAGUGACAACCAUUAAAGAAGCUCAUGACAUCAACACUAUGAGGGUUGAUGAACUUGUUAGCUCUCUUCAAAUUUUUGAAUUGGCUAAUGGUGACAAGUAUGAUAAAAAUAACAAGAGCUUAGCUUUUGUGUCCAAUGCUAAAGAUGAAAAAGGACAAGUUAAUUUGGAUACUGAUGAGGGAAAAUCAGAUGUAGAGAAUAUCUCAUCUGACAUCAGUAAAAAGUAUGAGUCUCAAAAUGAGAACAAUACUAAAGGGGUUCAGUGUAAGGAAUAUAAAGGAUUUGGACAUGUUAGAAUAGAAUGUCCAACUUACGUUAAGAAAAAACAAAAAAAGGAUGACCUUGUGAAAAGUGCUAAGGAGUCUAGCCAGAAGGAAAUUUCCAUAGACAAAAGCAUUCGUAAAUUGGUCUCAGACAUUGCAAUGGGUAAAGCUACUGCUAAUGAUGCAUCAGAUUUUUUGACAUCUGAGAAAUAUACAGAAGUGAACAUUUUUGAAUUUUGGCAUGAAGCAAAUGCAAAAACAUGUGAGAAGGAAGAUGUUGAUCAAAACAUUGUCAACAAUGAAGAGUGUGGUUCAGAUGAUAAACCCAUUGUUGAAAAACUAGCUCCUGGUCUAGUUAAGAUAUUGAAAAAGAGAAAGACUAAAACUACUGAAAAUACUAUCUCAAAGUUAUUCAAGACAAACACUAUUAUGGGACCAACCAAGGGUUGGAGCAAGGUUCUGCUCCCUAGCUCAAAGAAGAAAGACCUGAAAAGAAAGAAUGAUGCUUCUAGUAAUUCUGAGUUUGAUGUUGAUACUAAUGUUAAAGACAUCCUACAAAACAUCCAAGGUAAGUUUGUGACAAAGAAGAGUCUUGAAAAUAUUCCAGAUAUUCCUCUAGAUAAUAUGUCCUUUCAUCUUCUUGAAAAUGCUAAAAAGUGGAAGUACAUCCACCAUAAUCGUAUUUCUUUGGAGCGGGAAUUGGAGAAAGAUGCCUUAGAAUGCAAGGAAGUAAUUGAUCACAUUAAUAAUGUUGGACUAAUUAAGAUUAUGACCAAGCUUGGGAGAAGUGAGGAAGAACAACUUAAGGUUGAGGUGUCUGAUAACACCAUUUGUAGAAAGAUCGCUGGAAACCAGGUUAAGGAGUGGCCUCGAAAAGAUAAAUUGUCUGCUAGCUAUGUGAGUGUGAAGUAUGCCAUCCUUCAAAAAAUUGGAGCUGCCAACUGGGUGACCACUAAUCAUACUCCCUCCAUUGCAAUUGGUCUAGGAAAUUUCAUCUACAUUGUUAAAAACAAAACAAGUUAUGAUUUUGGAACCUAUAUCUUUGAUCAAAUUAUGAAGCAAGAUAUCUUCUAUUCCGUAAAAAUGCCAAUUGUUUUCCCCACCUUGAUAUGUGGAAUUAUUCCUAGCCAACAUCCUAGAAUCAUAACUGAGUCAGAUAAUGUAUGCAAAAGGGAGUCUCCCCUAUCUUUCCAUCCCAAAUUAUUUGAAGGAACGCGUGUCCUUGACAUUGUCAUGACAUUUGCAAAGGAAAAUGUUGCAUCUACCUCCAAGGAUGACAUUUUUGCAUGCCAGAAAGUCAAAUGA